CCAGAGAAAUAUGCGAACAGGGAGAAGCGAGUAUGAUAAAUGAAUUAUUGCGCACUAUCAGAGGCUACUGUGAAAAAAGAAACAUCGAUUACAAAAAUGUAAAUGUUUGUAGGCAAUCGAGACGUUUAAAUAAUGGCGAUUUUAUUGUACCAAAAGGAUGCCUUGAGGAUUUAUCAUCCGAGGAUAUUUCUGCAUUACAAGAUGAUAUUGUACAGCACAGUCAAAGAACACAACUGCCAAUCCGGAGAGUCUGUCAAGCAGACUACCAUGCUCUGGUUCUGUUUGUGGACAGAUCAAAAGCCUACUGGAAUGUGAUUAACAAGGUUCUUCAUAAAGGAAACAACUAUGGAAAAACUGACCAGAGUGAGAGCAAAACGCAUGUAGUGUUGUUAAACUCAGCUGACGUGGCUGCUACUUGUACUAACUUGGUUGUCACUGGUGAUGACUGCAGAGCAGGCUUUCAUGAGAAACUAUACACAGACUGUAGUGACAAAUACCCAACUCUUAAAGCUGCAUGUCCUGGUGACAUGAAGAGUCUGGUGCCUGCAACUGUUAAUGACAGUGACAAUAUGAACCCAGCCUCUCUCAGUGAUCUGAAUUCUUUGAACCUUCAUAGUAAUAACACCAAGGACCCAGCCUCUUUGAGUGGUCCACCGACCACCACAAACACUGACUGUCCUGCUGACCGUAGCGCUAUCAGACCUGACAUCACUGGUACUCGUAACACUACAGACCAUUCCUCUUCUUGUGACCCAAAAAUGCCUGCUGCUUCUGGUCAUCUGGAUGACCAUGUUCCUGAUAUUACUGGUGACCAUGAUGUCAUAAACAUCCAGUGCCAUGACAGUUCCAAUGAUCAGCAUAAUCGUUUGGCAACAGAACACCGUGGCAACAUACAAAAAGCUAAUGAAAUUAGUGGACUUGAUACGGCAUAUUCCAGUAUGGCAGUCCAUACCUCUGAUACAGCAGAAUCUGUAAACCAGAUUCCAGUGACACCUCUGUGUUUACGAGCUAUAGCAAUAUUGCAGCAUGUAACAGAACUUCUUAAGGCUACAGGACACAUAAUGAGGGAAGUUCCGUUUCUGCCUUCUCCAGCUGUCCUCGAGUUGUGCCAUGUUCUGGGAUAUCGGCCACAUGAUUCUUCAACAAAUACCAGAACCCUGGACGCCAUGACUCACAAGGCAGAAGUCUCACCAUUCAGGCAUACAGUGAACAGGGUCACGGUUAACCAGCAGGGAAGUGAGGGUGACACCGAUUCGACAGAGACAGACAAGUCAGAAAUCAUUGUCAUAGAUCUCAGGAAAUAUAUACAGGAAGCUUGCCUUGUCCAAGGCAGAAAGGCUUAUGACAAAAAUCUUCAUUUCGUUGAUGUGAAAUAUGUGGAUGGACCUACAGAUGUUCUUCACCGUGUAGCGAGACUGGAGAAUGCUUUAUCUGAGGACAGUCUGCAGCAGCCCGAUGAUGUUGUGUGUGUGCACAUUGUGUCUGAAAAUUUGUCAUUCACCUAUCAACAAAUUGACCUCGUGUGGAGAAUGCUUUCCACUCAACAAACACCAGUUAACCAGAGUCAUUUGGUGACUGGUUCAGUGGACUGCAGAAAGGAAGGAGCAGGUCAGUAUCAGAUGAGUGCUGAAGAUUUCAUCAGAUUACGUCUCCAACAAGUCAAACAACUCUCAGAUCAGAAAUAUGGAGAUGACCGUGGUUCCGCAUGGGAGUCGACUCUGAUGACCCUUACUGCAGCAGCAAUCAAGUUUGAGAUGUUGAACACGGCGUGUAAAAACCGAUUGAAGCUGGAUGUUUCACAGCAUGCUGACGGAGGACCUGGAGCCGAGACUAGGGCAGGGCUCUUUGUCAUUUACAACUGUGCACGACUAGCCACCCUGUUCAGACAUUUCCAACAGGAGGUUCAGAAAGGUGUUUAUCCAGAACUUCCCAGCAUAGACAAUGUUAACUUUGAUCUGCUGAGAGAAGAGGAAGAAUGGGUUCUGCUCUUCAACUACAUAUCUGUUUACCCUGAUGUUGUCCUCAACUCUGUGGAAGAGAUUGGUCCUCUUAAGACAGACAUUUAUGCCAAAAUACACACUCAUAAAAUUGUUAACUUCCUAAUAAGUUUGAGCAGGAGUUUGAGUUCCUACUAUGGACGCAUACUCAUCUUGGGUGAAGGUAAGCAGCAUUUGCUUCCUGUGAUGUUUGCCCGGCUGUAUCUGAUGAAGGCGAUCCACCAGGUCUUGAUGAACGGACUGCUACUGCUGGAAAUACAGCCAUUCAGUCAGAUUUAGUCACUCGGUUGACCCUUGUGAAGAAGCUACAUAUAUAUACAGAUGCUCUUGCUAAAAAUGAGCAAUAAACAAAGGAAUAACAAUGAUGGCAGUAGUUCAGGAUAUGUUCAGCCAGCAAACGUUUCGCUAUUGUUCACAAACUGUUUGAUUGGUUCCCGAGGUGGCUGUUUGGUUUAAGCUAAAAAAAAAACCAGUCUAGCUGACGUUUUUUCUGCUUGGUUUGGCUGAACUCUGCCCAGGUGUGAGGGACUCGGUAUCUUAUCUUGCGGACAUUCUCAAGCCAGUGACACUGUGUAUUCAAGAUAUGUUGUGUUUUAUGCUGAUAAAAUAUAUUUAUUAAAAACAA
Messenger RNA from Gigantopelta aegis, 2622 nucleotides. RefSeq names its product DALR anticodon-binding domain-containing protein 3-like. Gene Ontology annotation, molecular function: tRNA binding; ATP binding; arginine-tRNA ligase activity. The record is from RefSeq and is a predicted model, not a curated record. Bases 33 to 2276 code for a protein of 747 amino acids. Gene Ontology annotation, biological process: tRNA C3-cytosine methylation; arginyl-tRNA aminoacylation. Lineage: Eukaryota; Metazoa; Mollusca; Gastropoda; Neomphalida; Peltospiridae. The transcript has 13 exons.